AUUGUGGUUUUGAAUGCCUCAGCAGGCGCAUGCGCAAACCGGCGGAGCGUAUCAGCGGUGACUAGCUAGUUUCUCGUAGCGUUCAGUCCAUUUAGAUCCGACUGUUGUGCCGUUUUUGUGGAUCCGUGAGUCGUUUCUACCGAGCGGGACUAACGUGACCAAGGCGUGAGAAGAAUAUGCCCAAAAAUAAAGGAAAGGGAGGAAAGAAUCGUCGACGUGGAAAGAACGAGAAUGAGUCUGAGAAGAGAGAGCUGGUGUUCAAAGAGGACGGACAGGAAUACGCUCAGGUGAUAAAGAUGCUGGGGAACGGACGUCUGGAGGCCAUGUGCUUCGACGGAACCAAGCGGCUUUGCCACAUCAGAGGAAAGCUCCGGAAAAAGGUCUGGAUUAACACGUCGGACAUCAUCCUGGUCGGAUUGAGAGAUUACCAGGACAACAAAGCCGACGUCAUCCUCAAGUACAACGCAGACGAGGCUCGCAGUUUGAAAGCGUACGGCGAGCUGCCCGAGCACGCCAAAAUCAACGAGACUGACACCUUCGGGCCCGGAGACGACGACGAGAUCCAGUUUGAUGACAUUGGCGACGACGACGAGGACAUUGAUGAUAUCUGAAGGCCUGCUGCUGGAGGGGGAGGAUUUUACUAGAGAUGCUCGCCACACCGAUGAUGAUACUUUUUUAUUAAGAUCAGCCUCUGCCAAUCCAAUACAGUUAAUUAAAACGUUUCAAUUUAUUCCAGUUUGUUAACCAUCAGCAGACGUCGUUGUUGUUGUUUUUGUUUUUGUUUUUGAGGUGAGGAAAGGACCGACACAAGUACUUUUUUUUGGGGGGGGGGGGGGGGGGGGGGGGGGGGGGAGUUUGUUGUUGACGUGAAUGAAAACGGUAUCGAUAUCGAACGUUUGGAGGAUCGUGAGCCGGCUGAUCACCAGCAUCGUAUUCUGGGCGAAUAUCUGGACGCGCUUCUAGAUUUUCACCUCCUUUUUUUAUUUUUACUUUUAUUUUGCUUCUAACAUCAACAAAACGGCAACAUUUCACAUCUUUUUAGUUUGUCGUCUUCUGGAUUAUCAAAGAAACUAACACCGAUACCGUGACUGCACAACAUCGCACACACACACCAUCUUUUUAACAAUGUAUUUAUAUUGAUUUCACACUGUUGUGGAAUUUAGCAAAGUACAGAAUCUCUUGGUUCGUCAAUAAAAAGAUAAACCAUUUA
Cyclopterus lumpus (lumpfish) is the source of this 1210-nucleotide messenger RNA. It is a transcript of the gene eif1axb, whose product is annotated as eukaryotic translation initiation factor 1A X-linked b. Gene Ontology annotation, molecular function: RNA binding; translation initiation factor activity. Lineage: Eukaryota; Metazoa; Chordata; Actinopteri; Perciformes; Cyclopteridae. Gene Ontology annotation, biological process: translational initiation. Gene Ontology annotation, cellular component: cytoplasm. The coding region runs from base 177 to 611 and encodes 144 amino acids. The record is from RefSeq and is a predicted model, not a curated record. The transcript is spliced from 7 exons.